Molecule: messenger RNA, 2121 nt
Organism: Dunckerocampus dactyliophorus (ringed pipefish)
Lineage: Eukaryota; Metazoa; Chordata; Actinopteri; Syngnathiformes; Syngnathidae
Gene: gtf2f1
Product: general transcription factor IIF, polypeptide 1
Exons: 14
Coding region: 198-1802 (534 amino acids)
Biological process (GO): transcription initiation at RNA polymerase II promoter; positive regulation of transcription elongation by RNA polymerase II
Cellular component (GO): transcription factor TFIIF complex; nucleus
Molecular function (GO): DNA binding; RNA polymerase II general transcription initiation factor activity; TFIIF-class transcription factor complex binding
Source: RefSeq, a predicted model, not a curated record
UGUACUUGUUUCCUCCGAACAACUUCCACUGAUGGACCCAUGACUGCGUGCGCCUGUGAAUUGUCGCCGUACAAACAAAAAAUGUUUUUUUAAAUCAUGACUGUGUGUUGAAUACUUCUAAUUCUCCUUACACACCGCAAAUUGAACCUAUCCUGUCUUGAAGUUGGGGUCCAAAGUCCAAGAAAGACGAAAAUAUUAUGGCAUCACUGGGGAGCAGCAGUUCUUCAUCCACGGAAUACACUGUUCGAGUCCCGAAAAAUACCAGCAAGAAGUACAACAUAAUGGCUUUCAAUGCAGGAGAUAAAGUCAACUGUUCAACAUGGACACAUGCUCGCAUGGAGAGGGACAUGAGUGCUCGGAAGAUUUACGGCGAAGAGGAGACACCGGAGGGCGCAGCUGGCAGUGAGUUUGGCAAAAAGCAGCGUGAGGAGGCGCGUCGGAAGAAGUUCGGCAUUGUGACGCGCGAGUUUAAAGUAGAGGACCAGCCGUGGAUCCUGAAAGUCAACGGCAAGGCCGGCAAGAGGUUUAAAGGUCUGAAGAAGGGGGGCGUCACAGAAAAUGCGUCCUACUACAUCUUUACGCAGUGUGCUGAUGGGGCCUUCGAAGCUUUCCCCGUUCACGGCUGGUACAACUUUACUCCACAGGCUAAGCACAGAACUCUCACUGCCGAGGAGGCCGAAGAGGAGUGGGGCAGGCGGAACAAGGUGGUGAAUCACUUCAGCAUCAUGCUUCAGAGACGUCUGCGCGAGCAGGAGCGUGGCGACGAAGACGAGGAGGAGAGCGAGAAACCGGGCAAGAAGAAAAAGAAAAGCGGCGGGCGCGGGGGCGACCUGCGCAUCCACGACCUGGAAGACGACCUGGACAUGAGCAGCGACGACAGUGACAACAGUAUGGCCGAAGAUGGAGAAAGCAAAGCAAAAGUAAAGGCUGACACGGGGAAAGGCAAAGCAAAGAAGAAGAGGAAGGGCAGUGACAAGGAGGCUUUGGAAGAUAGCGAUGAUGGUGACUAUGAAGGGCUUGAGGUGGAUUACAUGUCAGAUGAAAGCAGUUCUGAGGAUGAGCCGGAAAACCCAAAAGGAAAACCCAACAAAGAAGAAGAUCUUCCUAAAGGCAUCGACGAGGCUUCUGAAAGUGAGGAAGAGAGCGAGGAGGAGAAACAGAACGAGGAAGAAGUAAAGGAGGAGGAAGAGGAGGAGGAAGGGAAGAAAACACCGGCACAGAUGGAGAAGAAGAAGAAAAAAGACAGCAGCGGAGAGUCAGACAGCUCGGACGACAGUGACAUCGAGGGCGACACGGCCUCUGCUUUGUUCAUGGUGAAGAAGCGCACGCCACCGAAACGUGGAGGCGGGCGGGGCUCUGCGGGAAGCUCCCGGACAGGCAGCCGCCCGGGGACGCCGUCCAUAGACACUGCCGCCACCUCCAACACACUCCGCGCUGCUGCUAACAAGCUUGAGCAAGGUAAACGACAGUCUCAAGGUCCAGGUACUGACUCGCCAGCUGCCAAAAGGCUCAAGAUGGAACCCAGCAGUCAGAGUCCUGCUCCCUCCGGGAAAAGUACACCUCAGCCCCCGUCAGGCAAAUCUACUCCCAGCUCCAGUGAUGUGCAGCUAACAGAAGAAGCGGUCCGCCGCUACCUCAUCCGGAAACCCAUGACGACCAAAGACCUGCUGAAGAAGUUCCAGACCAAGCGCACAGGCCUGAGCAGCGAGAAGACGGUCAACGUGCUGGCGCAGAUUCUGAAACGCCUCAAUCCGGAGCGUAAAAACGUGAACGACAAAAUGCACUUUUAUCUCACGGAGUAAAAGGAGAACAUCAGGAGAUGGAGGGCUUAGUGAAGGUGUUUAGUUUCUUAUUGUGACAUGAUACCGACUCAGGAGACCAUCUCCACAUGAGGUGUCAAGUGUAUCAUUAAGCAACUUUUUUUCUUUCUUUUGGUGACAAAUACGGUCACCAUGUCAGAACUAAUUUGUUCUGUUUAGAUUAUUUUCUAAUAAAGUAUGGCAUUGCUUGUAUAUAAGGCAUUUCUAUUAGUUGGUUGGCUUUAGGAUUAGUUUAGUGGGUGCUUGUAGGUGUACUGACCAUGCAUAGGAUGUGUCAAAAUUAAACAACACUUACUGACUC